This is a messenger RNA of Triticum aestivum (bread wheat), 264 nucleotides long. RefSeq names its product B3 domain-containing protein Os06g0112300-like. The transcript has 3 exons. Lineage: Eukaryota; Viridiplantae; Streptophyta; Magnoliopsida; Poales; Poaceae. The coding region runs from base 1 to 264 and encodes 87 amino acids. The record is from RefSeq and is a predicted model, not a curated record.
AUGGAGAAAGCAAAAGCUGAGACCAAAGCUGAGAUAAUCCGGGAAACGGUCUUGCAGCAGCAUGCCGGCAAGGAUGAGGAGACCACGCCACUCUCCAGCAAUCGACCCUUCUUCACCAUCGUCAUGUGCAAGACCCACGUCCAGAAGCCUUAUCUGCUGCUGAAGAAUCUCGACGCGGGCUGGGCGAACUUCGCCGUCGACAAGCGGUUGCAGGUCGGGGAUGCGUGCAAGUUUGAACUGGUGUCCAGGGAUGCCGAUUGCUGA